AUAUUGCCCCACAGGCUAGUGUUCUUCAUAUAUGCCACAUCGCCACUUCCCAUAGUAGGAUAUCUAUCAAUCAAAGAAACAUUGGUUUUGUUUGUGUUUAAGUUUCGGAUCUUUGCAAAAGAAAGGAGAAAGAAGAAAUGCUAGCAGUUUUCGACAAAUCGGUUGCCAAGAGCCCAGAUGCUCUUAAUGCUCCAGAUAACCCUCAGGCUAUUUCUGCUCUCAAAAAUGGCUUCUUACCUAAUCACUUUGCCUCUGUUUAUCCCGGUUCUGUCUCCAUCAGUCUCGGCUCUUCUGGGGUUAUGGCUUAUUCUCUUGAAAAACAGAACCCACUUCUCCCCAGACUGUUUGCGGUUGUGGAUGACAUAUUCUGCUUGUUUCAAGGCCACAUUGAGAAUAUUGCCGUUCUUAAGCAACAAUAUGGCUUGAACAAAACAGCAAAUGAGGGGAUCAUUGUUAUUGAAGCUUACCGAACCCUCAGAGACAGAGGUCCUUACCCUCCGGAUCAGGUUGUAAGAGAUAUCCAGGGGAAAUUUGCUUUCAUUAUCUAUGAUAGCUCUUCAAAAGCCACAUUUAUAGCUUCUGAUGCUGAUGGAAGUGUACCUUUCUUCUGGGGAAUUGAUGCUGAAAACCACCUUGUUCUUGCAGAUGAUGUGGAGACUGUCAAGAAGGGCUGUGGGAAGUCUUUUGCUCCAUUCCCAAAAGGGUGCUUCUUCUCAUCCACUGGAGGGUUAAAAAGCUAUGAGCACCCCCUUAAUGAGUUGAAGGCAAUGCCUCGGGUGGACAGUUCGGGUCAAGUUUGCGGGGCUACUUUCAGUGUGGAUGUAGAGGCAAAGAAGGAAUCAACUGGAAUGAAAAAGGUUGGAAGUGCUGCAAACUGGUCCUCUAACUACUGAGCUUUAGAAAUGGCAUCCUGUUUCAGCAAGGCUUUUGUUAUUAGGGAGCCUUCCCUUGGUCUUAUUUUUAAUUCCUAAUUUUGCUAUCUCGAUGGCUUGGCUGGAUUACUGGGUUCCUAUUUUAAAACUAGGUUAACAGUUUAUGCGGUUUGUACAUGCUUGCUUACCAUCAGAACUGAGCCCGACAUGCUACAUUACAUGAAAUAAUGUUUCUUGCCAUAAA
Gossypium raimondii (Peruvian cotton) is the source of this 1116-nucleotide messenger RNA. Its product is annotated as stem-specific protein TSJT1. The transcript has 4 exons. Lineage: Eukaryota; Viridiplantae; Streptophyta; Magnoliopsida; Malvales; Malvaceae. Bases 138 to 893 code for a protein of 251 amino acids. The record is from RefSeq and is a predicted model, not a curated record.